AUGCCAAAUUCCGAGCCUAACAUUGUGCAGCACUUUGGCAACGCAGAGGUUGCUAAUGAUGGAUUUCUUUUCCAAGGGGUCGUCACAGGAGACAUUCAUAUUGAUAAAGGUCCGCAUGAAGCCCUUACGCUCCCUCAAGGCGUGUCUGAAGCAGCCUUCAAUGCUGCCAAUAAACAACACUUACCCCUCUGUUUACGAGACACCCGAACCGAAGUUCUGAAUCAAAUUCGCAAAUGGGCCGACGGAGAUGGACAGGAGAGAGUAUACUGGCUAAAGGGUAUGGCGGGKACUGGAAAGUCGACAAUCUCUUUAACGAUAGCCAGGGAAUACUAUGAAAAUAGUCGCCUUGCGGCAAGCUUCUUCUUUUCGAGGGGUGGAGGAGACCUGGCAUUAGCCAAGAGAUUCCCAGCAACGAUUGCAUGCCAGCUUGCUGAAAUUUCGAAUGAGCUUCGAAGAUACAUUGGCAAGGCGAUGCAGGCUAAUCCACGUAUUGAGUCUCUGUCUAUCUACGACCAGUGGAAAAAGCUGGUUUUGCAGCCACUCUCAUUGGAGGAUAAUAUCAAUGCGUCUCGGCCACCAUUGCUAAUUGUCAUUGAUGCAUUAGACGAGUGCGAGAGCGAAGAUGAUAUAUCUCAGCUAAUUCAAUGCUUGAACGAAAUAACGCGACUCAAACAUUUCCAAUUUCGGGUAUUCAUAACUAGUCGACCCGAGCAACCCAUUAAUCUGGGAUUUGGCAGGAUUGAGUCACUGUUCCGUCGAGACUUCAUCCUUCACGACAUUGAAAAGUCAUUAGUUGAACAUGAUUUGAGAUUGUAUUAUCAAGACAAGCUUACUCAAAUCGGCAAAAGGUUUUGCAUUGAUCAAAAUCUUCUGUCAGACGAGAAUAUCAAUUACCUAGUCCACAGGUCUCAAGGAUUGUUCAUUCAUGCAGCUACUGCCUGCAGAUUUAUACAGGACGGCGAAGAGCUGGCUGGUGAACGGUUCGCACUGCUCAUUUCGAAGGACGUUCCAUCUGCCAAUUCGGAAGAGGAGUUGGAUCGUAUGUAUACCACUGUUCUUACACAUUCAUUCAAAAUGACGGGAAAACUCGACUCGGAAGAAAUGGCUAGAAGGAAAUUCUUAUUUCAUCGAGUUCUCGGGUCAAUCGUUGUUGUCUACGACGCAAUCUCCAUCUCCCAGCUGGCUGAGAUACUUCAAGAACCAAGAGCAGAAAUUAGCAAAACCCUGCAUCAGCUUCAUUCGAUCAUUGACGUUCCCGAACAGGAAGAUGGGGUCAUACGUCUUCUACACCCAUCCUUCCGCGAUUAUAUAGUCAACUCUAAGCGAUGUUCACAUGAGCUCUACGCUAUAGACAUGCAGAAGGCCAAUAGAGAGCUUCUUCGAUGCUGUCUUCGGAUUCUCCUUACUCAACUGCGUCGCAAUCCGUGUGAUAUCCGGCAGCCCGGAAUGAAAGCGCGUCAUAUAUCUAAAAUUGACAUCGACAAGAAUAUACGGUUUUCCUUGCAGUACGCAUCUCAAUUUUGGAUCGGCCACCUUCAACGAAGCCAUACCGAAUCUGGAGAUGAUGCUAGCAUUGAAAAAUUCUUCCAAACCAAAUACCUUUUCUGGCUCGAAACUCUUGCCCUUAUUGGCUGUUUCUCGUAUGGUGUGGCCAUGAUGGUGGAUCUAGAGAGAUUGUUGGAGGGGGACCUAAACGGGCAUCCGUCAUCGGUGUCCGAACUGAAAAAGUGUUUCCGUAUGGAAGCCGAAGCAAAGCGCAGAAUAGGACCCAUAGUACACGAUGCGAAACGGUUUGUUCUCAGUCAUGGUUCUAUGAUAGAGGAGGCACCUCUGCAGGUAUACUCAUCGGCCAUUAUUUUCAGUCCGGAGAACACUGCCUGUGAUGCCGAAAAGCUGGAGUCCAUACAUACAGACUUUGAGCCAUCCGACCACUGUGGAGGCCUUGGCAGCUUCUCCUUGCGGAAGGCUAUUAUCCACAAACGCUAUGCCUUUUCCAUCUAUGCCUUUCCCGAGUAUCUCGACUCUCAGGUUGAAGAUCUAGCCUUUUCCCCUGAUGGUAGACAACUUGUAGCCAUUUUCCACAGCAUGAAUGAUGAGCAAUGGAAUCUACACUUUUGGAAUGCAAUAACAGGUUGUGAGGAGCAGUUGCUGAAGGUCCGUGAAUCCGAAUCAAGCUGCAUUGCGUUUUCUGCCGACAGCAGGUUUUUCGCCAUCGGCACUUUCAGGGGAAUCAUUUCGAUACUAGACUCGACAACACGAACUCAGCAUCUUGAAUUCCAAUUUGAUGCUGAACAUGUUUUGCAGAUAACUUUCUCCCCGAACGGCCAUUAUCUAGCGUCAAAUUCUGCGACUCCACGUCCUAUUGGGAGCACCUCUAGUACAAUCAUCAAAGUCUGGGAAAUAGCAACCGGCAAAGAGUCAUGUGUCCUGCAAAAUGACCAAAACGGCCCACUGGCAUUCUCUGCUAACAGCAAAUUGUUGGCUUACAAAACAUCUACACACAUACCCUCUUUUCCCAAUGGCGAGCUAAGAGCCACUGGGUACUCUGAUGCAGGCAGACCGUGUAUAUGGAAACCUGACACAGGAUCCCGGGUGUUGAAGUUUCAAUCGGGCUACGUGGGACCUAUGGCAUCCUUCCCUGAUGGGAGAUUGGUAAUCGUUAGUAAUAAGGGUAGAUCGGUCAACAUUUGGGAUGCAGGGGACGCAGCAGCAAGCACGGAGUCAAUCUCACUGGAUCUGGCACGCAGCAGAUUACGGGAUUUGAAAAACUCUGCAUUCGACGCUGUUUCGCGAGUAUUAGAUCCGCGGGUUGCAAGUCGAUUGUCAAAUUUCUUUGCAUAUCCUCCUCCAACUGGUAUUUUAGCCCUUGCUCAGGGUGCGAAAAUUCUGGCCGCUGAAUAUGGCGACAAAUCGGUCCGGUUGUUUGAUCUUAGGACUGGUAAAAAGGUUUCUAUUAUCAAUGGUUAUUUAGACUCGGCACACUAUCUUAGCUUUUCUACCGACGGUAAACUGCUGAUUUAUUUGGCGGACGAUAAAUUUAUUCGACUUUGGGACAUAGAGAAGGGAGCAGACCGACAUAUUCUGAAGACGAAACCUAGGACCGUGCGCGCACUUCAACUUUCGCCUGAUGGGAAGGUCUUCGCCAUUCGGUUUGAUAAGAAAUUGAUAGAAAUAUGGGACGUCACUACAUGGAAACAACGUUGUACCUUGAAGAUACAAGAAGCGGGUCGCCAGGAGACAUUUAUAAGAGCCUUUUCACCUGAUGGUAGCCUGCUACUGACUUGGAGUCGGUUUUACAUCAAAUUUUGGAAUACAUCAAACGGGACUUGUCAGAUGAGUUGGGACGGCUUACGUGGUGAAUACAUGUUACCAGCGGCUACAUUCUCUCCGAAUGGCCGUAAGGUAGCAUUCGCACUUCAAGACAGUCAGACUAUUCAGCUAUUCAAUGUGAUGACUCAAGAGUUGCAAAAAAUAUCUGUGGAGCUGGACCAGGCUAUAGGCUACUGGACCAUGAUCUCAUUCUCACCAGAGGGCAAAUUCUUUGCUUACAGCACAGAAUCGAAAAUUCACCUCUGCGAUGCUGAAACGGGCAUGAAACUUUACAGUAUACUGCUACGUACAGAAAUUUCUGGGCUGGCAUUUUCGCCUUGCGAUAGAGGUAUUUUAUUUGUUACUGACCGUGGCCGUUAUUGCUUUAAUCCCCUACCGAGUCCCCAGAAGCCGCGUUCGACGGACGUCUUUGCUUCCGAAUCCUGGAUUCAGUUCAACGGCGAAGACGUGCUUUGUAUCCAUCCAGACUAUCGUGACUGGGUGGCAUUCGUUGUAAAUCGCACUGUUGUAUUCAAUGGCGGAAGAUUUGAAGGAGACUUGGAGGGUGAGAUGCUUCUGGAGCUUGCGCGUGAUAAUCCUUGGAUGUGA
Molecule: messenger RNA, 3918 nt
Organism: Talaromyces amestolkiae
Lineage: Eukaryota; Fungi; Ascomycota; Eurotiomycetes; Eurotiales; Trichocomaceae
Exons: 6
Coding region: 1-3918 (1305 amino acids)
Molecular function (GO): protein binding
Source: RefSeq, a predicted model, not a curated record